Molecule: messenger RNA, 3416 nt
Organism: Varroa destructor (honeybee mite)
Lineage: Eukaryota; Metazoa; Arthropoda; Arachnida; Mesostigmata; Varroidae
Gene: Gdh
Product: glutamate dehydrogenase, mitochondrial
Biological process (GO): L-glutamate catabolic process
Cellular component (GO): mitochondrion
Molecular function (GO): L-glutamate dehydrogenase (NAD+) activity
Source: RefSeq, a predicted model, not a curated record
UGUGGAUUGUGGUUAACAGGCGCUCCGCGAACGCGAGAGAGCCCAGUGGAGGUCGUUUUGUGGUGAAUCGAGGGUGGUAGUGCAAUUUCUUAGUUUUGGCAGAUUCGGGGCCCAAUAGGCCAACUAAAUUGAGGAUGCUUCAUCAGGUGUUCAGACAGGGCCUUUUUAGCCUACGGUCGACGUGCGCCGUUCAAAUCGGCGCUAGGGCUUUAUCCGUAAAGGAGACCACGAGUUUCGAAAAAGACCAUAAGAUACCCGAGCAUCUUCAAUAUGUCACGGACGCGCAGAACCCUUCUUUCUUCCACAUGGUCGAGUACUUCUACCAUAAGGGCUGGCAGAUCGUCGAAGAUCAACUGGCUGAAGAAAUAAAAGGAAAAAUGACGCCAGAAGAGAAACGGAAAAAGGUUCGUGGUUACCUAGAGUUGCUAGGUCCAUGUCACGCGGUACUGGAGGUAUCGUUCCCACUAAAACGUGACAACGGGGAAUAUGUUAUGAUUGAGGGAUGGAGAGCUCAACACUCGCUGCACCGCACACCGUGCAAAGGAGGCAUUCGUUACUCGACUGACGUAUGCCUUGAUGAAGUCAAAGCACUUUCUGCGCUAAUGACCUUCAAGUGCGCUGUCGUAGAUGUGCCUUUCGGUGGAGGCAAAGCUGGUCUGAGGAUCAACCCACGCGACUUCAGUGAGCAUGAACUGGAAAAGAUCACCCGCAACUUUGCGUUACAACUAUCGAAAAAGGGAUUCUUGGGUCCAGGUGUGGAUGUGCCUGCCCCUGAUAUGGGCACCGGUGAAAGGGAGAUGUCCUGGAUUGCCGACACGUAUGCGCAGACCAUCGGGCAUUCGGAUCUAAAUGCUCACGCUUGCGUAACUGGCAAGCCUAUCAACCAGGGCGGUAUCCACGGGCGAGUAUCCGCCACGGGCAGGGGUGUCUUUCACGGUUUGGACAAUUUUAUUAAUGAAGCGUCGUACAUGAGCCAAAUCGGCACAACUCCGGGUUGGGGUGGCAAGACGUUUAUCGUGCAAGGACUUGGAAACGUGGGUCUUCAUUGUACACGCUACCUGACACGUGCCGGAGGUCGCUGCAUCGGAAUUCAAGAAGUUGAUGGGGCUAUCUUCAAUCCAAACGGUAUUGACCCGAAGGAAAUUGAGGACUGGAAAAUCGCUAACGGCACGAUCAUGGGCUUCCCUGGUGCCGAGACCUACCAGGGCGAGAAUAUUCUUUUUGAACCUUGUGAUAUCCUUGUCCCGGCUGCGAUGGAAAAGGUUAUCACUAAGGAAAACGCUCACAAGAUUCAGGCCAAGAUUAUUGCCGAAGCCGCCAAUGGCCCAACGACUCCAGCAGCGGAUAAAAUUCUAAUGGAUCGUAACAUUCUCGUGAUUCCUGAUCUAUACAUUAACGCCGGUGGUGUAACCGUUUCUUAUUUCGAGUGGCUUAAAAACCUCAAUCACGUCUCGUACGGCCGUUUGCUGUUCAAAUACGAGCGAGAGUCAAACUAUCACCUCUUACAGUCAGUCCAAGAGUCUCUGGAGAGGCGAUUUGGUAAAAUGGGUGGCCAUAUUCCCGUAACACCUUCCGAGGCAUUCCAGAAAAAGAUUUCGGGGGCGUCCGAGAAGGACAUUGUCCACUCGGGUCUCGACUACACAAUGGAGCGUUCAGCUCAGAGAAUCAUGCGGACGGCUCAUAAAUAUAACCUUGGCCUCGACCUCCGUAGCGCCGCGUACGUCAACUCAAUAGAGAAGAUCAUCCUUACAUACUCGCAGGCCGGGCUCACCUUCACCUAGAAAGUUUUCUUUUGUGAGAACUUCUUUUCUUCCUCUCUCCUUCACAUACUGCUAUGUAUCAACCCAUUUUUCGCUGUACGUUUUAGCUCGAGCAACGUUUGCCCGGUGGCUCCCAGUCCCGUUUGUGUACCCAUGAAGCAGAAUUUAGGGUUAACCAAGACACACCGGCUGGGCGUUCUGGACGAUGGCUGAAUGCCGACCAUAAGAAAGAAGACGACAAACUAGGAUAGUAAAAAAGCGAAAAAUAAAUUAUAAUGCUUUGUUAGAAUCAAUAAUAACGUAAUAAUCAUGUUAUGAAGAAUGGAAAUUAAAGAAAAACAAGAUCAUGCUAAAUGCUAAUGAAAGGAUAUAUGCCGCUACAAUAGCAACGGUUACACAGAUAUCAUUGUGCAACAUCCUUUCCACCCCUUAUUAGUAAAAACAAGGAUACGAUGAAGAGGAUAAGAUAAACACAUAACGCAUGCAUUGCAGAUAAUAAUAUAGAAUUAUUAACGAUGGCUUAUCAGCAAUUUAGCUAUGCCGUGUUUUACCAUCCAUUACCUCCAUCCAGAUGACAAGGAGAAAUGAUAAAUCCUUUAUUCUGGGUGAUUCUGAGGUGUAGUCAAUAUACAAUGGGAAAAGGAAUUAAGUCUUGUUUAACGUAGGACGCUGGUGCCAUAACAUCUUGUGCCUUCGCGUUCUUUCAAAUGAUAUGCAGCGUACAAUAUCGAGAAGGAAAAGGACGAGACUGAACGAGUUAGAAUGAGCAGAGUGUGUCUUUAUUCAUACACUAUCAUUACUAUAACUGAUGAAUCUGAAGAUUUGAUUAAUUUGAUUGCGACUGACAAUAAACGCAAUGUUUACUACUUUCAAACACAGGGUGUGCAAUGCGGUGUAAUUGAAGACGGCAUUUAUUGAUGAUACAACGAGUGACUGAAUAUAGGCGGCAAAAAAGAAUGCCAUAAUAAAAACGAAAACAACCGAUGGGGGUGUUUCUUGAAGUCUUGUAAAGACAAACAUGGAGAUUCUAAUAAAGUUAGUGAUCAAUUAGCUGAUUAUGUAAAGAAAAAAGAGCUGAGAAGGUCUACAUGAUAAAUUAUUUUUAUGCUUUACGACACACUACCACAGACUUGGGUUGACCAACCAAGGCAACCAAGUGACUUUAUCAGGAUGGGAUAUAGUACCUUAUUCUCAAUUUGAGACCCUCCAUUUUGUUGUGAGGUAGAUUGCUGAUUGUUUAGUUCAGUGUUCUUCACGAACGAAUUGAUUGAACAAUUCGGCUCCCUGAAUCAUUGAACACAAGGUAGUAAAUUUUUUUGCUUUUUGUACAAAAAAAUCUUCGCUCUUUCUAAUCAAUGCUGCGUCAUUUCUAGAUACGGCUGGCAUGUUACUUUGCAUCUGAUAUUUUUAAAAGUCACCUAAUAGACAAUUAUUGAUGAGCGGAUCACGUUCAUACGAUGACUAACAGAAACAUAAUUCAAACACGAGAGGUACAACAAGCGACCGCGAUGAACAAUGUGUAAAUAAAUCCACCGCUAAUGCUCCGACAAAUUUGUUAGUUAUAUUCUGUUUACAUGAUAUAUAUGUUUCAAGUGAAGACGCAACUCAAAUGCAGUCUGGCACAUGUACUAAUAAACUGUUCGUUUGGAACCAGUA